GUUGGUGUCCGUCGUUGUACUCUUGGUGGUUUUCUGUUUCAUGGUGUUUACCAGCGUGGCGUUGUUGAAAAUAUGGUGGCUUGCUCCCAAGAUGGGCACGUGCACAACGCCGGGAUGUAUAGAGCACGCAAAGGCGCUCAAGGACGCCAUGAACUCAUCGGUCAAGCCGUGCUCCGACUUCUACAGCUUCUCGUGCGGCUCGUGGAAGCCCGUCGGUCACCACCGUUCCGUCAUCGAAACGAUUUUUGCCCGCUCUUUCGACAUCGCGGUCCAGCAACUGGAGAGGAGUGCCAACGACUCCGACCUUCCUAUUGCGCAGCUGUACUUCCAAAGCUGCCUUGCCAAGCACUCCGACACUUCGUUAAAGGAGGAGGUACGCAAGUUCGCGCAGUUCAAGCGAGAUCUCGGCCUCUUCUGGCCCGAGGAAUGGCCCGAGAAUGACAGUCUGGCCGUGCCCCCUCUCAAGGUGCUGAUAAAUAUGAGCAUUAACUGGAACAUCAACCUGAUAUUCAAGGUACGGGCCAUGCCAGGGUACAAAGGUCGGCGCAAGGCACUCUUUAUCGAGCGAGGACUGUUGAAUCCCAAGUGGGGGAUUGAGACGGUCGAAGAAAUGAACCGGUCGGUCACAGAACACUGCGCGUACUUCGAAGCCCCUGCGCCUACGCUAGAUCAGUUAAAUGAGCUAAAAGAUGUGCACAAAGCUGUGGUCGGUGCAACCCUGAGCUUCACGCCAGACCCUAGAGAUGAGGAGAGGAUGGAGCUGAAAGAUAUUGACGAACGUACGAAGUCUAAGAAAGACAAGUGGCAGUUAUAUGUGAACGAGAUCUUCUUUCCCGAUUACAAAUGGGAACCCCAAGACGUCGUGUUGGUUCAGCACUCCAACAUACUCAGCAGCAUCGACGAUCUGCUGGAAAGUAUGGAGGACAAGCCGCUCCGGUUGGGCAUCGCUUGGGUGUUUAUCCGUAUGAACCUUUGGACGGUCACUGGAAACGCGCGUCUGCGUUACAAUGGCAGUGACACCGAGCUCGCGUUGAGAAGAAAGACUGCCUGCCUGGCUCAUGUGGCGCACACGUUCGGCCUGGUUGUCUCGACCCGUCACCUGCGCGCACGCUUUUCACAACAAGUACGCGACUACGUGGGUUACGUCUUCGAAAACGUGAAAUCCCAGUACCGAAAACACUCCGCCGACGCGACGUGGAUCGAUGAAUCAGUCAAGACAAAGCUGAGAGCCAAGAUGUCGGAAAACUUAGACCUCAACUCUUUGCCCGGCAGCGCAUUCUUCUCCAACUUUACCACCGGGACAUUGUACAAGGAUUUCCCAAAGGAGUCGGCUGGCUCGUUUUUCGACAACUUCGUCAACGUAGCCAAGGCCUUUCGCAAGAAGCUGGCCUCGGACGAAUUCGUCACCACCUUCUCCAAAGGGCUAGGCGACGGUCGCGUGGCCACAUCGUACAGCUACUACUACAACAGCGUCUACUUUGCCGUCGGGGCGCUCGAGCCGCCGCUCUUCCACGUCGAAGGCUCGUUCGCCAUCACGUACGGCUCGCUGGGCACGCUGCUGGCCACUUCCAUGGCUCGGGCGUUCGACGACCGAGGCAUCAUGUACGACAAAGGAGAGGAAUCCCCGUGGUGGAGCUCGGGCCGCGACGCCUACGAGGACCGCUUGAAGUGCGACCUCAAAGCCGGCACGUCUCGCUCCGGCGACGACGCCGCUCGCGCCAGCUCGCUGUGGUUGCCCGUGCUGGGCUUGAGGACCUCGUACGCGGCGUACCGUGCGGCCAUCAAGGCCGAGGGCUUAGUGGACGUCUUCCGACUCAAGGGUCUCGAGGCGUACAGCGACGAACAAGUGUUCUUCAUGACGUAUUGCCUCAUGACCUGCGCCGUGGGCAACAACGGCGACGAUUGCAAUGUGCCCGUGCGUCAGAUGCGCAAGUUCGCCCAGGCCUUCCAGUGCGCUGACGGGACGCCCAUGAACCCCAGCGAAAAGUGCGCUUUCUUCUAGCGAGCGCGCGCCGUUUACAUUUAUCUCUCUGUUUCUUAUUCUAAUCUGCCUUAAUAUUACUUGACUUCAGGGUGCGGGAUAUAAGUUUCACGUAUAUUUAGUGCGCGCCAGAGCACUCAGAUUUAAUAAACUUUUAUUGGACAUUAGCAGAUAAAGAUUCAAAGAUUCUGCUGAUUCUGCUGAAGGGUGACACAAGGUGCUUGGCGGUCUACGCUACUGUUAACAAAAGUAUCCGCCUGAAGCGAAGUUUACUCGGAGAUUGUCAGCUCCAUGCUCAUUUGUGUUUCAAGUACUCUUGAAGAAAGUUGUAAAAUAAGGCGAUGAAGCCGUUUAGUAGAGUACUUUUCACAGCGCAGUCGAGUUCUCGCUCAGGCAUGUCUCUCUCUCAUUUUAGUGUGUGCGUACGUGGAUUAGAAGUGCCCGAUUUCGUUCUCCUGUUACAAUUCGUGGUUUUGCGUUUGUCAGAAAAGACAGCACUAUUGCAUCUGAACUGCACUGCGUUAUGCUAAGUAGCAUAUUCAGUCUAGUCUCAUUGUAAUGUAUUGCUGCGCUUGUACUGUUUAGCUUUCAUUCGCCCUUUUGUUGCAACCCUUAUUUUAUGCUCCAUCAAGCGCGUUCUCACUAUUUUAGGAGUGUAUCGCUGAAACUCAACACAAGCCUUUUUCAAUGAAAGUUGCGAAAACGUUAAUUUGUGGGCUGUGAGCUGGUUUUCAUGAACGCAGCCCUUUUCUCUUCAGACUUGUACUCAUUAAAGAAAAUAAGUACCGAUUACUUCGUUCAAAAAUGUUAAAACAGACCGGCAGAAGUAUCUGCGCAUCGCUAAGAAAGGCAAUCAAUUAUAUAUUACGCCACCUUCAACUUUUUAAUACAUCCCUGCAGCUUUCCGACCUUGUUUGAAAGCCUGAAAUAAACGGAUACUUAAAAAAGAAAGUUCGCCGUAUGUCUGAAGC
Messenger RNA from Dermacentor andersoni, 2952 nucleotides. RefSeq names its product endothelin-converting enzyme 1-like. Gene Ontology annotation, molecular function: metalloendopeptidase activity. Gene Ontology annotation, cellular component: plasma membrane. NCBI's taxonomy places the organism in Eukaryota, Metazoa, Arthropoda, Arachnida, Ixodida, Ixodidae. Gene Ontology annotation, biological process: protein processing. The record is from RefSeq and is a predicted model, not a curated record.